Vigna unguiculata (cowpea) is the source of this 2396-nucleotide messenger RNA. RefSeq lists its product as uncharacterized. Lineage: Eukaryota; Viridiplantae; Streptophyta; Magnoliopsida; Fabales; Fabaceae. Gene Ontology annotation, molecular function: protein binding. The record is from RefSeq and is a predicted model, not a curated record. Gene Ontology annotation, cellular component: membrane.
GUGAAAUGACAGAACCUCUACUUGAAGUGUUCCAUGUGCCCUUUCAUUCUAAAUGUAAAGAAUAGGAUUUGCACACUGUUGCAGUUUAAGCUGAUUAGAAAGUGAUUCUAACUUUGCGUUGUCUUCAGGGAAAGCAUCUCCAACUCAUAUAUCUGAAAGUGCAGAAGGAACCUGCUUCUGCAUGUUUCCAUUACCCUUCUGCUGCAACUAGUAAACCCUUGAACCAGAUUUCAGCUUGCCAAACCACUACAAAGUUUUGCAGUUAAAAAGGCAUUGAAGUCCACUCAUGUCUUUCGAUGAUGUUAAGGCUGCUGCUAGUGAGUUCGGUAGGGGAUUUAAUCACAGUUACUACCACGCGUUGCACAUAGCAAUACUAAAAGGAGAUUGGCAAUCUACAAAGGCUUUUCUUGACAAUGAUCCAAGUGCAUGGAGUGCAAAGAUCACAAUACUUGGUAGGACUGUACUGCAUGUUGCAGCAGUAGGAGGACAGUGGCAAAUUGUUGAGAAGUUGGUGCAACAUGUUCCUGCAAAAGUGCUUGAAGAGUUGGACUUGAUGGGUUGUACUUGUUUGCACUAUGUUGCAAUGGGGGAAAGCAGAAGUGCUGCCAAGGCAUUGGUCACUAAAAAUCCUUCUCUCACACAAUUCACUGACUUUAAAGGAUUCACACCACUUAUCUACAGUAUUACCUCUGCUAAAUGCAAAGAAAUGGUAUGGUACUUUGUUUUGAAUACAACAGAUGAGAGACCUGGUUGUCCUUUCUCUGGUCCUUCUGCUGCUCAACUUGUUGCUUUGCUUACUGCUGCAGGAUUUCAUGAUGUCACUAUAUAUCUUCUCCAGCGCUACCCAGAUUUGGCUACUCUCUCAGAUUCAAAGGGAAGCAUUAUACUUAAUGUUUUGUCAAAAUUGCCCUCGGACUUCCAAAGUGGAAAUAAACUUGGGUUUUGGAAAAGAUGCAUUUACCACUGUAUGCCAGAUGAACUUGAUUUUUUACCACCAAGUCAUCUGAGAGGAAACUUGAAAGAUUCAUUUGGGAAUUCAAGCCAUCAUCAAUCUUAUUUUGGAAGUACAAUAUGGGAUGGAAUUCAGAGUAUUGUUCCUGGCAUAAAGCUAGUCAGAGAGGCAAAGUUGAGACAUGCAUGUGCUGCGAGAUUGGUGGAACUUGUUUGCACACAGGUUUCAAAUUUGAAUGACACCGAAUUCUGGCAGUCUUUUGUGAGUGCAGACAUUGUUUUCAAUGCCUCAUCAUCUGGCAUAGUUGAAAUUUUAAGGAUCUGUUUCCAGUUUUUUCCUGAUUUGGUUUGGACUCACUUGCCAAAUGAAGGAUAUGUAGCUCAAACUGCAAUCAAGUAUCGGCAAGAGAAGGUUUUUAGUCUUCUAUGCAAUAUGCCUAUAGUUUGCAAGUUUUUAAUCCUGGCAUUAGAUGAAUCACAAAACACCACAUCACAUCUAGCAGCAAGGUUUGCUUCUCCUCAACAGGCAUCAAUUUCUGGUGCAGCCUUUCAAAUGCAGAAGGAGUUGCAGUGGUUUAAGAAUGUGGAGAAAUGGGAUCACCCUCUUCAUAAAGAAGUUAAAAACAAAGAUGGUAAAACUCCUUGGCAAUUGUUCAGGGAAGAGCAUAAGCCCUUGCUUGAAGAAGCAAAGGUUUGGAUGAAGGAUACAUCAAACUCUUGUAUGUUGGUGGCAACUCUUAUUGCCACAAUUGUCUUUGCUGCUUCUAUAACUGUACCUGGAGGAAACAACCAAGACAAAGGGUUUCCAUUAUUCUUGUCAGAUAACACAUUCAUGGUGUUCGUUGUGUCAGAUACACUAGCUUUGUUUUCCUCCAUGGUUUCCCUUUUGAUGUUUUUAUCAAUUCUAACUGCACAUUAUGCAGAAGAAGAUUUUCUCAAGAGAUUACCUGAGAGAAUAAUAUUGGGUCUGGCUUCUUUGUUCUUUUCCAUAGUAACAACAAUGAUAGCAUUUGGUGCAGCCCUUGAUUUGUUGCUAAGGGAGAGAGUGAAAUGGGUGUCAAUCCCAAUUGCUCUUCUGGCAUGUGUCCCAGUUGCUCUAUUUGCAGGGCUUCAACUUCCCUUGUUCAUACAAAUGAUCAUAUCAACUUAUGGUUCUUCUAUAUAUCAUCGUCAAAGUCUUUGGUAAGGCUUUUGUGUUGUUCCAGCAUAUGAAAAUAGGACAAAGAAUGGAAACAUAAAACCAUAUAGUAGUGUCAGCAGGUGAUGGCUUUAGCUUUGGAAUUUGUUUUUGUUGAGUAUAGUCUGAAGUUGGUUUUGCAACAGUGAACUAUGAUGAAAAUAGAAUUUGACCAAACUGCUUUCGGAAAUACUACCCAGUGUUCUAAAAACUUGCCACUAAUAAUCUACCAAAAAUCAAUAAAGUGUACAAUUAGUCCUUUUCUAGA